AUGUCGUCCAUUGUUGCCAAAGAGAAACUACAACGCAAUGCAACGACCAAGCUCAACAUCAUCGUUGUCGGUGCCGGUCUUGGUGGUAUAGGCGCAGCCAUAGCACUUCUCCUUGCUGGCCACAAUGUCCGCGUUCUAGAGGCAGCAGAAGAGAUAGGGGAGGUGGGCGCGGGCAUACAAAUUCUUCCAAACUCCUCACGGGUGCUACAAUCAUGGGGGAUGCGGGAGACGCUCGAGCAAUUCGCCACGAAGCCCUCGCGAGUGAACAUGCUGGGAUGGAGGGGUAAUUUGAUAUCAUAUCUUGAUACAAAUGAGUCGGCGGCGGCGUACCCUGGGACUUUUUAUUGGGAUUUCCAUCGUGCUAACCUUCACAAAUGUCUUCUUGACCGCGCCGUCGAGCUAGGAGCCGAGAUACAAGUCCGAGCGCGGGUGAUUGAUAUUAAAAUCGACGGGCCUAAGGCGGAACAAGCAACAGUGGUCUUAUCUUCCGGGCAAGAAUUGGUUGCCGAUCUGGUGGUUGGGGCCGACGGUAUUAACUCGAACCUACGGGAAAUAUUCCUGGGAAAGCCAGACCCGCCAACACCGACAGGGGAUCUUGCAUAUCGACUUUUACUUUCAACGGCAGAAAUGCUCAAAGACCCGGAACUUGCACCCUUUGUCACUGAGCCUCAAGUAAACUAUUGGCUCGGGCCAGACGCGCACGCUGUGAACUACGUGCUCCGAGGGGGAAAGCUGUUCAACAUGGUACUUUUGGUGCCUGAUGAUAUGCCUGUCGGAGGAGCCAAUACUCUCGAGGGCGAUGUGAAAGAGAUGCGGGCGCUGUACAAAGACUGGGAUCCUCGGAUACCAAAGCUGCUCGCUCUGUGUGAAUCCGUGUACAAAUGGCGCUUACAAAUUCGUGUCGGAAUGGACUCAUGGAGUCAUCCGUCUGGCACGUUCACUAUGUUAGGUGACGCUGUACACGCAACACUUCCUUACCUUGCAUCGGGUGCUGGUAUGUGUCUUGAAGACGCCGCUGUUAUGGGUGAGCUCUUCUCAAGAGCACCGAACCCAAGAAUCCCGGAAGUGAAGCAGGAGCUGUUAAGCAUCUACGAACGAUGUCGCAAAGAACGAACCGAAAUGGUGGUCAAGCGAGGUAAUUUGCAGCAGUACUUGUAUCAUCUGCACGAUGGGCCUGAGCAAGAGGAAAGAGAUCGAAAGAUCCGAGAAAAAGAAGAAGGUGAGGCCCUGGCCUGGAGAGAUUCCGGUUUGGCGCCACGACUGUUGGGUUAUCAAGUUGAGAAGGAUGUUGAUACAUAUUGGCCACCCCGUUGCCUGCGUGAAGUAGAACCAGCUUCCCAAGCCACGGAGAUCCAAUCCCGUCUCUAG
This is a messenger RNA of Exophiala bonariae, 1368 nucleotides long. RefSeq lists its product as uncharacterized. The coding region runs from base 1 to 1368 and encodes 455 amino acids. Lineage: Eukaryota; Fungi; Ascomycota; Eurotiomycetes; Chaetothyriales; Herpotrichiellaceae. The transcript has 2 exons. Gene Ontology annotation, molecular function: monooxygenase activity; FAD binding. The record is from RefSeq and is a predicted model, not a curated record.